AUGCAGUCUCGUCUCGUGGAUCCGCGUACCAGCGCUUACGGUACUUCCAGAUAUGUCUCACGAUAUAGAGAGGAUGCUAAACGGCUUCAUGUCCAUUCAGACAGAAUCAUGAGAGGAAGAGAGCACAUGAGGGGACAUGAUCACCACAAUAACUACAAGAAUUCUCGUAAGGAAUUCAAACCAUACGCACGGCAUGGGUCCAAACCUAUAGAUCGCAAAGGUAUUAUGUCUUGGCGUGAGAAGGGAAUAAAUAAUGCAUCAAGGGAGCACGGAAAGGAAAACAAUCAGAACGCUGGCGGUGCUUUGAUCGAUGGUGAUGAUUUGAACGAUGGAAUUGUUCCCUAUGAUCAAUCGUUGGCUAUUAUAUCAAAUGCUCUGGUUGGUGAUCUUCGUCACCAAGAUAUAGAUGGCUCAGGCAGUAGUCAGGGAGGACACCGGAAGAGAAUAGCUAGUCAGAUUGUGUCCCCAGCUAUGAGGCAGUCGACAAUGGAUGCGAAUGUGACAAUCCGUAGAAGGAAACAUGCAACUCGAGGAGGGCAGGUAAUAGAGGAGCUGAGUGGUAUGGAACUUCAGGGAGAGAAUAAGGAAGCUAUGGAGUUAGCCGACGAUGAUCUUUUCGAUGAAGAGCUUAAGGAUAUGGAAGAUGCGGUAGUCUCAACAACGGUUCUAGCUGCCUCACGGCCAACUACAUCUUCCAGAGUUUUGAGAGCUUCAAGGAGUACUUCCAGAAGACACAGGCAGAUGGGCAUCCAGAAAAAAAAACAGAGUUCCUCCGUCGAGGCUCUCCAAGAUUACGAUCGACUGUUUCGUCAGCUCCGAAACAAAAAAGUGGAAAAGAGAAGUCCAAGCAUUCUCACCCUGAUUCUAGGAAGAUAA
Molecule: messenger RNA, 876 nt
Organism: Eruca vesicaria subsp. sativa (arugula)
Lineage: Eukaryota; Viridiplantae; Streptophyta; Magnoliopsida; Brassicales; Brassicaceae
Source: the annotation of a GenBank genome assembly